Molecule: messenger RNA, 1705 nt
Organism: Episyrphus balteatus (marmalade hoverfly)
Lineage: Eukaryota; Metazoa; Arthropoda; Insecta; Diptera; Syrphidae
Product: 2-succinylbenzoate--CoA ligase-like
Exons: 2
Coding region: 29-1699 (556 amino acids)
Biological process (GO): fatty-acyl-CoA biosynthetic process; long-chain fatty acid metabolic process
Molecular function (GO): long-chain fatty acid-CoA ligase activity
Source: RefSeq, a predicted model, not a curated record
ACAUAAUCAAAGUCUUAAGUAAAAGUCUAUGUCAACUGUGGGAACCACCAUCAUCAUGAGUAAUAUUGAAUACGUUGAGUCGGAGAAGUUUUGGCGAGCCCCCGAGCUUAAUAUUAAGAAAGCUAGUUUGGGUGAAGCUAUUUUAGAUAAUCUCAAAAAAAAUGAUCCUGACAAAGUUUAUGAAAUACUUCACGAUAGUGGUUUACAUGUUACAGUCAGGGAGAUUCAUGAUCAAACUAUAACUGCUGCACAAAAUUUAUUGAAUCUUGGUGUGAAGAAAGAUGAUAUUGUGGUAUUUUUUACCUUUUUGAAUUUAAAAAUCACACCUCUAACAUUUGCUUGUUACACAAUUGGAGCUCCAGUAUGUUUCUUUGAAACAUAUCUCGAAGACGAAAUUACACCUCAGUACUUGGAAAUGCUUGAUCCAGCUGUGAUAAUUUAUGAAGAAAAAUUCAAGUCUAUGGUCUUUAAAGCACUUAAAGGACUCACUUUAUCAAAUUUGAAACAUGUCCUCAGCAUUGACAGAGGAGAAGAAAAAUCUAUCGAUAACUUAGUCCUUCGACCAGCUGUCGACAUUGACAACUUCCAAGUUCCUAAUAUUGGAGACCCUGAUACUCAACCAGCAAUUUUGGGUUUCACAUCAGGAUCAACAGGAUUGCCAAAAAUUAUAAUCCAUUCGCAUACAAUGAUGAGAGAAGGUGUAUUCAGUCGAUGGUUUGCAAAGCCAGGAAGUGUGGUAAUGAUUCUAAGUGAGAUCCGUUGGUUGUGUCAGGUAUCGAUAAUGAUGCAACCAGCUUUUCUCGAUGUCAAACGUGUCUACAGUUCAACUCCACCAGUCGAUUUGACAGGUGAAUUUGUGAAGGAAAUAAUAGACACUCACAAGGUUACACAUUACUUUGAAGUUCCAAAAUUCUAUAUGACCGUAUUGGAAGCUGCCGAACAAUCUCAAGACCCGUCGAGUUUAAGUUCACUUAAAAUGGCAAUGCUUGGUGGUGAAAGUAUUGGUGAGGCAUAUGCUGCAUACUUAAAAAAGAUUACUCCAAAUUGUGCUGUCGAAAGAUUAUAUGGAAUGACCGAAAUGGCUGGUGCUAUUGCAACAACUGAGUUAACUAGCAGAAAGAAUGUGAAUGGAGGUGUUUUGGCAAGAGGUGUUAUGGUGAAAAUAAUUGACAGGAAUCAAAAUUCUCUUGGCCCAAAUGAAAUGGGACUAAUUUGUUUAAAAAGAUUAGCUCCUUUUUCGGGAUAUUUGAAAAAUAAUAAAGCCAAUGAAGAGACUUUCAUCGAAGGAGGUUGGCUUAGUACUGGAGAUUUGGGUUUGGUCGAUUCGGAUAACCUUUUAAAUGUUUUUACCCGAGAAAAGUAUGUUUUACAUUAUUCGGAUGGCAAGAUACUUAUGCCAAAUAUUAUUGAAAAUAUUGUAAACAAUUUCGAAGGAGUUCAUUCAUCAGCUCUUGUUGGAAAGCCAAGUAAAGAAAAUCCUAAAGAAGAUUGUGGAACUAUUUUUGUAGUUUUUAAAAAUUUAACUCAUUCAAUUUAUAUUGAAAAUAAUUUAAAAGAUUAUUUAAAGAAAAUAUUAUCUCAAGAGCAAUUACAGAUUGUUAAGUAUUUUAAAGUAAUAGAAGAAUUGCCGAGGACAACUUGCUUUAAAGUUGAUAGGAUUGCGUUGAAAAAAAUGUUGGAUGGAGGUUAUAGAAUUUAAAUUACA